GGAAGUGACGCCAUCAGCUCGCGCCGGCAGGGCAUGGCGUCCGGGCGCGGCGGGCGUCCGCGAGCGGCCAGUGCUGGGUCCCGGACCGUAGCCGGGGGAUCGGCGGCGCUCCGGGGCUGGGGACUGGCGCAGGCGGGGCCGCUCGCUGCCUCCCGCUCGCAGCGGCGGCGGGCGGCGGCCGGGCCCGUGGACAGAAGAGGCGCGGCGCUGGGAGGGGCGCGCUCGGCCGGGCUCCGGCCAGCGCUCGGCCGGCGAGAUGCUCUUCUCCUUGCGGGAGCUGGUUCAGUGGCUGGGCUUCGCCACCUUCGAGAUCUUCGUGCACCUGCUGGCCCUGUUGGUGUUCUCCGUGCUUCUGGCACUGAGAGUGGACGGCCUAGCCCCGGGCCUCUCCUGGUGGAACGUGUUCGUGCCCUUCUUUGCAGCUGACGGACUCAGCACCUACUUUACCACUAUCGUGUCCGUGCGCCUCUUCCAAGAUGGGGAGAAGCGGCUGGCAGUGCUGCGUCUCUUCUGGGUUCUUACGGUCCUUAGCCUCAAGUUCGUCUUUGAGAUGCUGCUGUGCCAGAAGCUGGUGGAGCAGACAAGAGAGCUCUGGUUUGGCCUGAUCGCAUCUCCGGUCUUCAUUCUCCUGCAGCUGCUCAUGAUCCGCGCCUGUCGCGUCAACUAGUCU
Messenger RNA from Sciurus carolinensis (gray squirrel), 670 nucleotides. RefSeq names its product transmembrane protein 203 (gene Tmem203). Gene Ontology annotation, cellular component: endoplasmic reticulum. The record is from RefSeq and is a predicted model, not a curated record. Gene Ontology annotation, biological process: intracellular calcium ion homeostasis. Lineage: Eukaryota; Metazoa; Chordata; Mammalia; Rodentia; Sciuridae. Bases 257 to 667 code for a protein of 136 amino acids. The transcript has a single exon.